Molecule: messenger RNA, 852 nt
Organism: Oncorhynchus masou masou (cherry salmon)
Lineage: Eukaryota; Metazoa; Chordata; Actinopteri; Salmoniformes; Salmonidae
Product: proline-rich protein 2-like
Exons: 1
Coding region: 1-852 (283 amino acids)
Source: RefSeq, a predicted model, not a curated record
AUGGCCCGGAGCCUGCAGAGAAAAUCCAGGCACGGAGCCUCCAGCGACGGUCCCCAGGACACGGAGCCUCCAGCGACGGUCCCCAGGACACGGAGCCUCCAGCGACAGUCCCCAGGACACGGAGCCUCCAGCGACGGUCCCCAGGACACGGACCCUCCAGCGACGGUCCCCAGGACACGGAGCCUCCAGCGACGGUCCCCAGGACACGGACCCUCCAGUGACGGUCCCCAGGACACGGACCCUCCAGCGACGGUCCCCAGGACACGGAGCCUCCAGCGACGGUCCCCAGGACACGGAGCCUCCAGCGACGGUCGCCAGGACACGGACCCUCCAGCGACGGUCCCCAGGACACGGAACCUCCAGCGACGGUCCCCAGGACACGGACCCUCCAGCGACGGUCCCCAGGACACGGACCCUCCAGCGACGGUCCCCAGAACACGGAGCCUUCAGCAACGGUCCCCAGGGCACGGAGCCUCCAGCGAUGGUCCCCGGUCUGGAGACUCCAGCGACGGUCCCCGGUGUGAGCCUCCAGCGACGGUCCCCGGUCCGGAACCUGCAGCGCCGGUCCCCGAUCCGGAGCCUCCUGCGACGGUCCCCGGUCAGGAGCCUCCAACGACGGUCCACGGUCAGGAGCCUCCAACGACGGUCCACGGUCAGGAGCCUCCAACGACGGUCCACGGUCAAGAACUUGCAGCGACAAUUUACGGUCCGGAGGUCCCGGUGACGAUCCCUGCACUGGAGGCAGCACCAAAGUGGGGGGAGCCUAAAGCGGAGCGGGGUCUGCGUCCCACACCGAAGCCCCCACCGAAUCCCCCUCCGAGAGUAGAAGCCCACCUGGACCCUCCCCUAUAG